Rhea pennata is the source of this 845-nucleotide messenger RNA. RefSeq names its product gap junction alpha-3 protein-like. The transcript has a single exon. The record is from RefSeq and is a predicted model, not a curated record. Gene Ontology annotation, molecular function: gap junction channel activity. The coding region runs from base 97 to 831 and encodes 244 amino acids. Gene Ontology annotation, biological process: cell-cell signaling. NCBI's taxonomy places the organism in Eukaryota, Metazoa, Chordata, Aves, Rheiformes, Rheidae. Gene Ontology annotation, cellular component: connexin complex.
UUCCCCGGUGGCCGCGUCAUCCGCCGCUCACGGAGCGAGCCAACGGGGCCGGCGGCCGCCCCGCUCGCCCCUCGCCCGCCGUCGGACGGAGCGGCCAUGGGGGACUGGAGCCUGCUGGGGCGGCUGCUGGAGGGCGCCCAGGAGCACUCGACGGCGGUGGGGCAGGUCUGGCUCUCCGUCCUCUUCGUCUUCCGCAUCCUGGUGCUGGGGGCGGCCGCGGAGCGCGCCUGGGGCGACGAGCUGGCCGGCUUCGCCUGCGACACGCAGCAGCCCGGCUGCCAGAGCGCCUGCUACGACAGCGCCUUCCCCAUCUCCCACCUCCGCUUCUGGGUGCUGCAGAUCAUCUUCGUCUCCACCCCCAGCCUGGUCUACCUGGGCCACGUCCUGCACCUGCUGCGCCGGCAGGAGAAGGCCCGGCAGCGCCCGGCGGCGGCAGCGGCGCUGCGGGCCGGCGGCGGGGUCCCGCGGCGGCGGCGGCCCGGCCGGGACGUGCGGGGCCGGGGCCGCCUGCGGGGCGCCGUCCUGAGGACCUACGUCUGCAGCGUGGUCUCCAAGGCGCUCCUGGAGGUGGGCUUCAUGGCGGGCCAGUGCGCCCUGUACGGCUUCGCGCUGGAGCCCCUCUACGCCUGCCGCCGCUGGCCCUGCCCCAACGCCGUCAACUGCUACGUGUCCCGGCCCACCGAGAAGACCAUCUUCAUCCUCUUCAUGCUGGCGGUGGCCUGCGUCUCCCUGCUGCUCAACCUCGUCGAGAUCUACCACCUGGCCACCACCAAGUGCCGCCCGGGCGCCCGGCCCCGCGGGAAGCGGCCGGCGGGGGUCCUGGCGGUGUGAGCGCGGCGGCGGAG